AUGUCUCCCUACUCUGUCACCCUCAAUCCCGACUACUCAUGGCCCGAGCCACUGAGCGAGCUUCCGCUCAAGAUCCAUCCCUCAAUGGCUGGCAAACUCGACCCGGAGUACGUGAAGUUCUUUGAGGAAGAACUGUGCAACAGACCAGACAUUCUGGAGACACACAAGUUUCCGCUUGCAAAAACCAAGGCUGGUGGAAAUGUGAUCCCUGGACAGGCUCCGCCAAAAGAGAUGGCACAGAUCUACGACAUUCAGAUUCCUAGAAAACACACCUCGGCCGAGAAACCGAUUCCCGCCAGGGUUUUCGUCCCCCAGGGCACUGCGCCCGCCGCGGGCUGGCCGUGCACCGUGUGGUACCACGGAGGCGGCUGGGUUCUUGGCGGCAUCGACACGGAAAACUCAUACUGCACGCAUUUGGCCGACAACGCCCGCUGUCUCGUCAUCACCGUCGACUACAGACUGGCUCCCGAGUUCCCGUUCCCUGCCUGUGUCGAGGACGCGUUUGAGGCCCUAUUGUACGUCAUGGACACCAAAGACCUUCCUAUAGAUAACACUAAAGUCUGUGUUGCUGGAUCGUCCGCUGGCGGCAACCUGGCUGCCAUCAUGACGCACAAAUACGCCAGCUCUCCUCUGAGCAAAAAGUACCCGCCCCUGAAAUUCCAAAUGCUGGUUGUUCCCGUGACAGACAACUCCGCGACGGGAGAGACACAACCGUCUUGGAGAGAAAAUGAACACACUCCGCAGCUGCCUGCUGCCAAAAUGCUGUGGUACCGUCAGUUAUAUCUGCCUCUUGCCGGAGAGACUCUGACGACUCCAGAGUCCAGUCCGUUGUUCUAUCCGGAUGAGAGCUUCAAGAACGUUCCGUCGGCAUUUAUUGCGGCUGCCGAGUGUGAUGUGCUACGCUCUGAGGCCGAGGCAUAUAACGAGAAGCUGGUCAAGAACGGUAUUGACAGCCACAUAACCAUCUACAAAGGAGUGCCACACACGGCCAUGGUGAUGAAUGCGCGCCUGAAGCAGGGCGCAGACCUGGUGAGGGAUACGACAGGGGCGAUCAAGAAUGCGUUCUAUGGGAAUUAA
Ogataea parapolymorpha DL-1 is the source of this 1077-nucleotide messenger RNA. Its product is annotated as AB hydrolase superfamily protein. Bases 1 to 1077 code for a protein of 358 amino acids. Gene Ontology annotation, molecular function: hydrolase activity. NCBI's taxonomy places the organism in Eukaryota, Fungi, Ascomycota, Pichiomycetes, Pichiales, Pichiaceae. The transcript has a single exon. The record is from RefSeq and is a predicted model, not a curated record.